Fraxinus pennsylvanica is the source of this 447-nucleotide messenger RNA. Lineage: Eukaryota; Viridiplantae; Streptophyta; Magnoliopsida; Lamiales; Oleaceae. The record is from the annotation of a GenBank genome assembly.
AUGAAAGCUCUUCAAGCAUCCACUUCUUACAGCGUCGGAUUUGGCAUUUCACCCGCCGCUCCUCUGCUGCGGCCUUCUCGGCAUCGCCAUGUGAUUUUAGCGCAAGUGGAGCCUUCGGAGAAAUCAGUGGAAAUAAUGAGGAAGUUCUCGGAGCAGUAUGCUCGGAGAUCGGGCACGUACUUCUGUGUAGAUAAAGGGGUUACUUCAGUUGUUAUCAAGGGAUUGGCAGACCACAAGGAUACAUUGGGUGCACCACUCUGCCCAUGCAGGCACUACGAUGAUAAACCCGCUGAGGUACAGCAGGGCUUUUGGAACUGCCCUUGUGUUCCUAUGAGAGAAAGGAAGGAAUGCCACUGCAUGCUUUUUCUAACCCCUGAUAAUGAUUUUGCUGGCCAGGAACAGGCCAUUACGUUGGAAGAAAUAAAAGAGACAACAGUAAAUAUGUGA